Messenger RNA from Parus major (Great Tit), 4615 nucleotides. Its product is annotated as aryl hydrocarbon receptor-like. Gene Ontology annotation, cellular component: aryl hydrocarbon receptor complex; nucleus. NCBI's taxonomy places the organism in Eukaryota, Metazoa, Chordata, Aves, Passeriformes, Paridae. The coding region runs from base 225 to 3452 and encodes 1075 amino acids. Gene Ontology annotation, biological process: regulation of transcription by RNA polymerase II. The record is from RefSeq and is a predicted model, not a curated record. Gene Ontology annotation, molecular function: nuclear receptor activity; transcription cis-regulatory region binding; protein dimerization activity. The transcript has 10 exons.
CCCGUAGCUCCCUGCUCACCGCCACCCACAGCCCUUUCACCUCCUCAUUAACCCACUCCAUCAGCGCCCAAAUCCCUUCCCAGCUCCAUCACACAUCAGUCCCCUGCGGCCCUAAAUCCCUGUCCGUGCCCCAUCGCCCCUCCGCCGGGGGCGGGCCGUUCCCAUUCCCGCUCUCGCUGCCUCUCUCCCUGAGGGAGCGGCGCUCGGACGCUGCCGGCCCGGCCAUGUACGCGGGGCGCAGGCGGAGGAAGCCGGUGCCGCGGGCGACGCGGCCAGGCCCGGCCGAAGGAGGCGGCUCCAACCCGUCCAAGCGGCACCGGGAGCGGCUGAACCGGGAGCUGGAGCGGCUGGCGGGGCUGCUGCCCUUCCCGCCCGACGUGGUGGCCGGGCUGGACAAGCUGUCGGUGCUCCGCCUCAGCGCCGGCUUCCUGCGAGCCAGGAGCGUCUUGGGCGUUGCUCUGAAGAAUCCUGGUGCCAAAGAAGCCCAGAUGGACGCAGCCUCUGGCAUUGGACCGGCUCCAGGCUCAGCAGCGGUUCCAGAGGGUGAGCUGCUCCUACAGGCUCUCAAUGGCUUCGUGCUGGUGGUGACAGCAGAAGGGCUGAUAUUUUACUCCUCACAUACAAUCCAGGACUACCUGGGAUUUCAUCAGACAGAUGUCAUGCACCAGAGCGUCUUCGAGCUGAUCCACACUGAGGACCAGCCGGAGUUCAGGCGCAACCUCCACUGGUCUGUGGACCCACCACUCACUCCCAAGGGUGAGGCUCCUCCAGCAGCGGGGAAGAGUCUUGACUCUUCUGCUGCCAUCUACAAGCCAGAUCAGCUGCCCCCAGAAAACUCUUCCUUCCUGGAGAGGAGCUUUGUGUGCCGUUUUCGCUGCCUCCUGGAUAAUUCCUCCGGCUUUCUGGCAUUAAACCUUCAAGGCAGGCUGAAAUUCCUUCAAGGGCAGAACAAAAGGUCUGAAGAUGGCUCUGCCCUGGCCCCCCAGCUCGCUCUGUUCGCCAUCUCCACACCACUGCAGCCCCCAUCCAUCCUGCAGAUCAGAACCAAGAACAUGAUCUUCAGGACCAAGCACAAGCUGGACUUCACCCCCUUGGCGUGUGAUGCCAAGGGGAAGAUCGUCCUGGGCUACACCGAGGCAGAGCUGCGGAUGUUUGGUACCGGGUACCAGUUUGUCCACACUGCUGACACGCUGUACUGUGCUGAGAACCAUGUCAGGAUGAUGAAGACGGGGGAGAGCGGCCUGACGGUGUUCCGGCUGCUGACCAAGGACAACCGCUGGAAGUGGGUGCAGGCCAACGCACAGCUCGUCUACAAGAACGGCAAACCCGAAUACAUUGUGGUCACACAGAGACCCCUUGUAGAUGAAGAAGGAGGAGAGCACCUUCGGAAGCGGUCCAUGCAUCUUCCCUUUACCUUUGCUACAGGAGAGGCACUUCUAUACCAAAGCUCUCACCCUCUCCCAGGCUUCCCUGACCUUUUCCAGAGCAAAGGAAAGCCCAGCAAGUCCAAGAAGCCGUCCUGCAGCCAUGUAGGGCGCUCCCAGAAGAACAGCAUUGACCCCAGGUCUCUACUUGGCACCGUGGUGCGACAGGACAAGGUGAUGUACGCCUCCUACCUAGCUUCCCCUCCCAACCCUUCCUUCAGCACUUUCCAGCUUGGGGGCGAGUCCUUGCCAGGCGCAGGAGGGGAUGCCUGGAGUAUGGGCACAGCUCCAGUUUCUUCAAGGGGCAGCAGCCUCCAAGAGAAGCUGCUGGAUUUGCAGCAGGAGGACUCUCUCUUGGCCACCAUGGACUUGCUCUCAAUUAAGAGUGACAAGUGCUGUUCAAACAAGCUCUUCAGUGCUUUGGAGGGCCUGGGCUUGCAUGCUGAGGACCCAGAGCUCCUGCUGCUAGAUGAGGAAAUGGUGAUGGUCAAUAUGGACCCAGACCAGUCCCUGUCCCUGAAUAACAGCCUGGCCGGCAACCAGAAUCUCUUCUACGUCCCCAGGCCUCCGGUGGAUGAGCAUGAGGGAGGGCAGCAGGUCUGUCCCUUGCCAGGCAUGUCCCCCGGCCCACAGGGAGGCACUGCUGCAUGCCACAUGGAGAACAAGGACUCGAGGUGGCACCUGGCACAGGGUGCAGGGCAGCACAGCACUGCCCUGGGCCAGCCCCCCGGCCCCCUGUGGGAGCAGCCCCUCGGUGCUGUGAAAGGGCUGCUCCCAGAGCUGGCUGAGCAGGAGGAGCUGCCCAGUGGCUCCCAGUGGAGACCAGCCAGGGAGGAGACUGUGCUCCACUUCCAGCCAGCACAGAGCACCUCAUGGGACAGGGCCCCCAGCUCAGCCGCUGGAGCCCACUGCCUACAGGAAACGCCUGGGGCCCAGCAGUUGCAGGGAGACUUCCCAGCCGUGCAGCCUCUCCAAGAGGAUGCCCAUCAGUCUUUCCCCCUGUCCAGCCAGUACCAGGACCAUGUGGCACUGCCCAGCUGGCCAAAACACCGUCACUCACUGCUGAAUGGGGUGUGUGGCCACAGCCCUAACCCCUCUCCACUCCCCAGCCCAUGGCAGGACUAUGUUUGCCCGCUGCUGGGCUCUCCAGCUCAGCCUGGCCUUCAUGGCCUCAGCCAAAACGUGCUCUCCCAGCCCCAGGGCUGUUUGGGCCCUGGGCCUGGUGUACCCCCACAGCACUUGAACCUGAAUGGAUUAUGCAGCAUGGAAGCUGCCGGCACUGGAGACUCCUGGGAAGAGUUAGCUCCGUACCCCAGGUUUUUUCCCCCUUCCUACCAGCUUAUUUCCGAAAAGCAGCUGAGCCCUGGUCUCUCCGUGCCUCAGCACCCUUUCCCCAGCUCAGCUGCAGGGCACUUAGGGAGCGUCAGCAGCCCUCUGGAGACUCUGAAUUCCUAUAGGACACAAGCCCCUGUGCUGAGCCAGGAGGACGGGCACUGGGUAAGGGCCUUGCUCCACUCUGGGGCUCUGUGUUUUCUGUGCUGGGAAUCUGCCCAGCCAGUGCUAAUAACCCCCUGCAAAGUGCCUCACCACUGUUCUCUGUCUCUCCUAGCCCCACAGCAGCUGUGGUUUGCCCAGCUCUCCCAUGGGACUGCCCCAAGACCACCCAGUGCUAGGGGGAAGCCUGGCACUGCCCUGCCAGCCUCAGCCCCGAGCAGAAGUGCUGCCAGAUCCCACUCACGCCUCCAGCGGGGACUUCUGUCUCUAGGAGAGACAGGGAUGGACAAAGUAGGACUGUUCUCUGGUGAAGGAGCUGCCUUCAAGCUGCAGAUAACAAACCUUCCCCACUGCUGUGCACAUCCUACGGGUGCUACUGAUGUUGGUUGCUUUGGGUCACCUGGGGGUUUUUGCUCUUCUCUCAACUUCCCACCAUCCUGCUCCCUGUGCUGUUCUUGUCUUGGUGUCCCUGGUGUGGGGUGGGACAGCAGCAGGGCUGGAGGACAGAUUUCCCAGGGCACUGGAGCAACCUGAGCUGUGAUUGCAGGUCAGCCUGCAAGUACAACCAAAACUUUGUAUUUACAUACAUGAUCCAGCAUGGAUACCAGCCUCGCAUGUCCUAAACAAAGAGACAGAAAAUGUUUUCACCUCUGGUAUUAAAUCUCCUGCCAGGUAUCAGUGGCUGUGGCCAUGUUGUACAGAUAUUGCCUGUUUUUGUAAGGAAAAUCAGCCCUGUAUCGUGUUCUUGUGUUGCUCUGCUCCUUCCCCACCCCAGCUUUCCCUGUGUCCCAGGUGUUCCCAGUGUUUGGGAUCCAGGUUAGAGCUCCUGUAACAAACACCCUGGCUUUUGUGUACUGUACAAGACAUGCCCAGGUUGGCUCCUAAGCUGAUUUUCUCUGGGUGCUGGCCUCUCGGGUACCCUCAGACUUCAAGUCUCAAAGUUUUCGGUUAAAAACCAGAAACUUCAGUAAGAUAAAGAAAGUAAGUAUAAUGCUACUUAAUUGUAAGUACUGAGAGAGUGGUAUCUUCCCACAGAAAAAAAACCCACAGCCCAUAUGUGUGUAUAUAAUAUGAAUGGACAGAUUUUAUUUUUAUGCCACUCCAGUGGAAGGAAAAAACAACCUCUUAGCAUCCCAAAGCAGCGUCCAGUGGAAUGGGAUGAAGAGGUUGUUUAAAAGAUCAGAAACACAGAGAUUUUUUAAGAAACCUGGCAAAGUUCAUCCCUCCUCCUGCUUGCCCAGCUUUGGAUUCAUGUGGAUUCCUAUUGGUUUUGUUUCAAUAAAUGGUUUUGGAGAUCUUCCCUGACAUUUCCGUUGCUGGUUGUGUCUCUUCCCAAUCUGGAGCACAUCAGGGUUUGUUGGAUGCAGCACUGGAGCUCAGGCCUUGCCACUGGUUACCUGGGACACAAUGGGUCAGGUUGGAAGGGAUCCCAAGGAGCACUUGGAGCCUUUAGGAUGCACACAGUCCAUCUGCCAGCUCCUGCCAUGGGUGUUUGAAAACAUUGGGAAAUCUGACAGAGAAGGGUGAGUGUAUUAAAAAAACAUGUACAAUAUUUAUAUAAUAUAUAUGUAUAUAAAGUUGCAUGUUGAUGUAUUGAAAUAUAAAGUGUGUGUAUUUCUAAAGUGUCUACAUAUAGUUUCUAGUAUGUAAUAGAAAACAUUUUUUAAGAUAAAUUAGCUGAUUAUUUUUCCCCUGCA